Molecule: messenger RNA, 1266 nt
Organism: Daldinia caldariorum
Lineage: Eukaryota; Fungi; Ascomycota; Sordariomycetes; Xylariales; Hypoxylaceae
Exons: 6
Coding region: 1-1266 (421 amino acids)
Source: RefSeq, a predicted model, not a curated record
AUGCAUGCCAAAAGUGUUCUCGUCGGCCUGCUAGGCGUUACGGCUCUCGCCGACGCCUCGGUUAUUCGCCCGUUCGAUCAGAUAAUGAACCGAAGAGCGGCUCAAAGCCUUAAUGCCAGGCAAUUUGGUGGUGGUCAAUUUGGUGGUGGUCAAUUCGGUGGUGGCUUCGGCGGCAACUUUGGUCAGGGUGGUAACAACGGUCAGAAUAAGCAAGGCAACAACAAUGGCAACAACAACGCCAACAACAACAAGGGAUCGUUGACUUUGAACCAAAAUGCCGUUCAGACUGGUUCGCAAUCCAACGGUAACCCGAACACGCAGGAUGGUGAAUCGGCAUCCAAGACCGACAACUCCAACUUCAUCAACUUCUGUAGCGGUCAGACCUUGACGAACGGUCUUCAGCAAAAACAGGGGUCGUGUAACGGUAUUCCUAUGGGUAAAAUUCCUGCAACCACCAAGAUGGUUUCGAGUGUGCUGGUUAACCCUAAGCACAACGACAACCUCCAGGCCAACAAGGACUUUGAAAUCCAAGUUCAGGUUCAGAACUUUGCGCCUGGUACAUUCACAAAUGCCGCCAGCACGUACUACUCCGCGCCUCAAGAUCUGGACGGCCAAGGACGGAUCAUUGGUCACACUCACGUCACAGUCCAAGACAUGGGUAACUCAUUGAACCCUACCCAGCCUCUCGAUGCUACCAAGUUCGUUUUCUUCAAGGGUAUUAACGAUGCGGGUAAUGGCAAUGGACUCUUGUCGGCCAAGGUUACCGGUGGCUUACCUGCUGGUAACUACCGUGUGUGCACUAUGUUCGCUGCUGCUAACCAUCAGCCUGUUAUUAUGCCCGUUGCCCAACGAGGUGCCCAGGACGACUGCACCAAGUUCACUGUUGGUGGCAACGGCGGCAACAACAACAACAACGGCGGCAACAACAACAACGCUGGCAACAACAACAAUGCUGGCAAAGGCAAUGGUUUUGGUGGCAAAGGCCAAGGCUCAAGUAAUGCGAACACAAAUACAGGUACUGGCGGUAAUGCUAACGGCAAAACCCAACAGACUAAGAACCUUGGCGGCGCACCUCCGAGCAUAACAAACUCCGGAGAUGCUAGCAGGCCGUUUGCUGUCAACGGGAACACGUUUGUAAACCAAGCUGCUGCUAAACAAAGGGCUUGCGAUAUACAAAACAACAAGUGCAGCGAUGCAGCGAACGCUGGUGCUAGUUUCAAGCUUUCGGAUUGCCAAGCGCAAUUCCAAACUUGCCUCAAGUCAUAG